AUGGAACGAAUAAUAAGGUUACUAUUACUUAUUAAAAUUACUGCGUUUAUUUAUUUAACCUGGAUGUGUCAUGUUAACAAUAAUAUGAGGACAUAUGACAAUUCUCAGAAUGAGUACUCUAAUCAAAGUAAAAAAUUAUCUUCAAGAAAUUAUCGAUUAUUAGCAAAAUACAAACAGGAUAGUGAUUCACAUAUUGUGUGUUUAAAAGAAGGAAUACCAAAAAAUAGGAAACACGAAGAAAAAUAUAUACCGUAUAAUGUGAGAGGUACCAAAGCAAAACAGAAACAAUCUAAUAAAUGUUCAUUAAGUAAAGCACAAUAUUAUGUAGAAGUUAUGGAUAAUAAUAAUGGAAUUUUUGAUGGAAAACAUUUCCAUUUUGAAAGAAAAUGGAUCCGAAAAAGAGAUUAUGAUUAUAUUAUAGAGAAAAAUAAAAGAAUAUAUGAUAUAGCUUUAAAAAAAAUUAAAUUUAGAAGUUAUGGAUUUGGCGUUACUUUAUUUUUAAUUUUUUUGUUGCUAGGAAUAGGAUUACCAAUAUUAAAAGGACUAGAGUCAAUGGAAAAUAUUCUACAAUAUAAACCAUUUGGAAGUUUUUAUGGUUUAUUAAAUGAGAAUAAGCUUCUAGAAAGUGUUUUACCAGAAAAAUACUUUUAUGUGUUAUUAUUUGGUAUGAUUAUCCUUAUAUUAGGUGUCAUACUUAUAAUAGCUUUUAAUAAGAUAUUAAGAAAUAAUGAAAAAUACAAUAAAAUUAAGUUGAUGACUCAGUAA
Messenger RNA from Plasmodium malariae, 765 nucleotides. RefSeq names its product fam-m protein. Lineage: Eukaryota; Apicomplexa; Aconoidasida; Haemosporida; Plasmodiidae. Bases 1 to 765 code for a protein of 254 amino acids. The transcript has 2 exons. The record is from RefSeq and is a predicted model, not a curated record.